AUGAUAUCAGAUGCAACUAUGGAUACUCCAACAACACUGAAACAUCGACAUCGACACAAAUUUAAUAAAAUGCUUGGGAAGUACACAAGGAUGAAGAAACCAGGACUGGAAAGAACUAGCAAACAUAAUUCAACCGUAACAAAUUCGAUCAUCGAUUCUACAUCUAAUUUCUAUGUUACGUAUCAAGUAACAAAUGCUACUAACAAUAUUGGUUCCUCAGUUCGAGCUAAUAUUUCAAAUAUCGCAUUUAUCAAUGAAACUACCAAAAUAUCAUUCAUAUGGAAUAUUUUUGCUCCACGUGCUUCUGAUAUUUUUAUGGCAACAACACCAGCGACAACAAAAACUACAACAGCAACAACAACAUCAACAGUACUAUCAACAACAAGAACGCCGAGAACAACAACACUAGCAACAACGCUAACAACAACAACAACAACAGCAACAGUACCAAUGGCAACAGCGACAACAACAGAGCAACAGAAAAUAAUAUCGCCUAUUGUUCCAAAAAUCUUAAAAGAUGUACAAAUAAAACAACAAACUGAAGCAAUGCAAUUUUUGUCAUCAUCGCCAUCUAUCGAAACCACCAUCAAUCCCCGAUUCACUGUUUCACAAACUACACUAAAAAUGUAUCCAGAAGAUCAUAUUCAAGAAAUAUUGGAUCCAUUAAAAGUAGCUAAAACUUUCCAACAUACUACAACUACAAUAACAAGGGUCAGAAGAUCAAAUUUUACUUUAGUAACAGCUUUAUUGGAUAUUGGAAGAGGUGAUUGGUGGGAAUAUCGUCGUCCAUUGGAAAGUUAUUAUAAUUUCCUGGAAAAUUUGCUAAAGUUAAAAGUUAAUUUAGUCAUUUUUGUUGAUUUGAAAAGUGUAAGGCAUGUUUAUACUCAAAGGAAAUUAUAUCGAUUGGAACAUAUUACUAAGAUAAUUCCAAUAACUUUGGCUGAACUUCCCCUUUAUCGAUACGUGAAAGCGGCAAUGAAAGUAAUAGCAGAUGAACAGAACGAUAAACGUUGGGAUCAACAAUGGGAUCGUUCGAUGAGUUCACAUCCGGAAGCAAAAAGUGCCAAAUACGAUAUAUUAGUGAACUCUAAAUCAUACUUCUUGUACAACGCUUCGAAAAGUAAUCCAUUCAAAAGUGAAUUUUUUGCAUGGUUAGAUGCAGGUUAUGCGCAUGGCAAUCAAUCCAUAUUUCCGCCAUCAUUUCAUUGGAAUCCUACUUUUGUACGACGGAAAAUUUCCCUCAUUAAGGUGACACCAUCGUAUGAUAAUAUAUCUCGAUAUACGCUUGCCGAUUUAUAUCGUAAAAAUUGGGCUGUGAUAAGCGGUGGCUUUCUUGGUGGUGAUAUCUAUUCAUUAAAUCGCUUCCAUCAAUUAUGUCAUCAAAUGGUCGUUAAUCUAAUUUACAGAAAAUACGUCGAUGAUGAUCAGACAACUCUCGUAUUGCUCAUCCAACAAUAUCCAUCACUAUUUAAUGUGAUACAUGGAGAUUGGUUCGAUGCAUUUUAUUUAUUUCCCUAA
Molecule: messenger RNA, 1518 nt
Organism: Cercopithifilaria johnstoni
Lineage: Eukaryota; Metazoa; Nematoda; Chromadorea; Rhabditida; Onchocercidae
Source: the annotation of a GenBank genome assembly